Pogona vitticeps (central bearded dragon) is the source of this 3582-nucleotide messenger RNA. The record is from RefSeq and is a predicted model, not a curated record. Lineage: Eukaryota; Metazoa; Chordata; Lepidosauria; Squamata; Agamidae.
AGGAUGGAGUCCUCAUGCUUGGAGUUAGCCCUGGAGGGAGAGCGAUCGUGCAAAGCCGGGGAUUUUAAAGCUGGCGUCGUGUACUUUGAAACCGCUGUUCAGGUGGGGACGGAAGAGCUGAAAACGCUGAGUGCCAUCUACAGCCAGCUGGGGAACGCUUAUUUCUACCUGAAGGAAUAUACCAAAGCUUUGGAGUACCACAAACAUGACCUCAUCCUUGCCAGAACCAUCGGGGAUCGCCUGGGAGAAGCGAAAGCCAGCGGCAACCUCGGAAACACCUUGAAGAUCCUUGGGCAGUUUGACGAUGCGGUUGUCUGUUGCCAGAGGCACCUGGAGAUUUCUCAGGAGCAAGGAGACAAGGUGGGAGAAGCGCGAGCCUUAUAUAACAUCGGCAACGUCUACCACGCCAAAGGGAAGCAGCUUUCCUGGAGUCUGCUGCAGGAGCCGGGCCAACUGCCUCAGGAGGUCCGGGAGUCAUUAGAGAAGGCCUCCGAGUAUUACGAGCGGAAUCUGUCUCUGGUGAAGGAGCUGGGAGACCGAGCGGCCCAAGGCCGGGCCUACGGAAAUCUGGGCAACACGCACUAUUUGCUCGGCAACUUCAGCAAAGCCAUCAUCUUCCAUAAGCAGCGACUCGCCAUUGCCAAAGAGUUUGGGGACAAAGCCGCCGAGCGGAGAGCGCACAGCAAUUUGGGGAACACGCACAUCUUUCUGGGGAGGUUUGACAUCUCCGCCGAAUACUACAAGAAGACCCUGCAGCUCUCCCGGCAACUGAAGGACCCUGUGAUGGAAGCCCAGGCAUGCUAUAGCCUCGGGAACACCUACACUCUCCUGGAAGACUACGAGAAAGCGGUCGAGUACCACCUGAAGCACCUCGGCAUCGCCCGGGAGCUUGGAGACAGACUGGGGGAAGGCCGAGCCUUUUGGAGUUUGCAAAAUGCCUUCAUCUCCCUCGGGGACCACGAACGAGCUUUACAUUUUGCCGAAAAGCAUCUGGAAAUCUCCCAGGAGAUUGGGGACCACAGUGGAGAGGCAACGGCUCACGCCAACAUUGCCCUUCUGAGGUCAGUCUUGGGCUUGAAAAACAGAGGGAAUGGCCCGGAUCCGCCAACAUAUGGCGCUAGCUACGAAGCUCAGGGCGCCAGGCCGAAGAGGGCUCCUCCGAGGGACAGCAUGAGCAGCCUUCAUCUCUUGAGGUUCCCAUCUGAAAAGGACCAGAACGGCGAGGCCUACCCCAUGGGAGAAUUCAACAUGGGUGAGAAAGAGUUCUUGUCGCUUCCGGCCAAGUCUAGUAAAUCCAGGGGCGACCAGCCCGUUUCAGAAAGGAAGCCCGCCGGAGGGCCCAGCGACUGCCCGCUGGAAACCAGUGACGUCCGAGUCCAGGUGUCUCCGCUGAAAAUCAAGCGGACUCCCUCGGAGGAAGAGUGCUUCUUUGACCUCCUAAGUAAAUUCCAGAGCAGCCGGAUGGACGACCAGCGUUGCCCGAUGGAGGAGGGCCGGAAGACGACGACGGAGGAGGACGAAGCCGUGGCCGCUCCUGUGCCUGCCCCGGACGAGAGAGGAGUCUCCCAGUCCUCGUCAAUGGCUUCCCCCCAGACCGAGGAGCUCUUUGACCUCAUUGCCAGCUCCCAGAGCCGGCGGCUCGACGACCAACGUGCCAGCGUGGGGAAUUUGCCCGGCCUCCGCCUGACGCCCAACAAUCUGGGGCACCUCCGGAUGGAGAGCGACUCUCAGGAGCCGGGCGAUGACUUUUUCAACAUGCUGAUGAAAUGCCAGUCCUCUCGCAUUGACGACCAGCGGUGCGCGCCACCCAACUCGGUUCCCCGCGGCCCCACCGUGCCCGACGAGGACUUCUUCAGCCUCAUCCAGCGAGUCCAGGCGAAGCGGAUGGAUGAGCAGAGGGUGGACCUGGCCUCGGCGGACGAGGAGGAGGAGGAGGAAGAGCAGCAGCAGCAAGUUGAAGAGACGAGCAGCGGAUCAUCAGCAAAGGCUCAGCUUUAGCGAAGGAGCUGGCCCCGAGGCCCCGAGAAGGGCUCAGCCGAGGACCAGCCAUAUAAACGGUGCCAUAAGCCUUGUGAAUUCCGAAGCAGAGGCUCCGAAAGUGGGCUUCCCCGUAUUCCCAGCGUUCGAGAAGGAACGGGCGCCCUGCUUCGGGGGGAACCCUGGCCAUCCCCGUUGCGUUUGUUAGUCCUUGUCCAGCCGCCCCCGGUCUUGAGUCUCCACCCAUAACUAUGCAACGGGGGCCCCUUUGAACGGAAACGUCGCCCGCGUCUUGAGAAGGGCCUCAACGGUCUGGGGGGGCCCCCUGCGGUUCGAGUGCCUCUGAAUAAGCAAGCUUAGAAGACAGAGGGUGGCCCCAAUCCUACCCGGCCUUGAAAAGAAGCGUCAUUCGCACAAUGGGGUGUCUCAGUUCUUCUUGGGCCUUUUUCUGCUGGGAAGGAGAUCCCCCCCCAAGCUGGAGGUCACCCAAAGUUAUCUCCAGUUUUGAAAGAGCCUCGGAGCGAGCCGGUUUGAGGCGCCCUUGCUGAAAAGAGCCGGUCACGUGCGUGCACACACAUCCCCGAGGCUUUUCGGAGCGCGACUGUGUCCUUUUGCAUCAACAUUUGUGGGAGGGAGGUGUGUUCGGGGAGCCUCCCUGCUCUGGGUCCAGAACACCAUCAUCGGGAAAACACGCACGAGAACGGCCCGGGGGAAAGGCCCUUGGGUUCGCCCUCCUUGAAGCGAAUGGGAAGCCUUCCGAGGACACGAGAAAACCAUUUGCCACGCUGUGUCCGCCAGCUUGACAGCAGCCCAGAAACGACGGCACUGGUGCUGUCCCGUACUAGCUUAGCCAAGGUCAGGAGCUGGUGCUGCUCUCUCUACUCUCCCCCCCCCGCCGUGUCAACAAGCGGAUAGACCCAGAAAGUGUUAAAAAGAUAUUUUAAAAAUCACCAAAAAAUAAUUAUUAAAUUACCAAAAAACUCGCCUCUAGAGGGGGGCCAGAGAUGGCGCUAUGUAUACCGUUGGCUAUUAAAACAGCGUUUGCUAUCAUCCGUGUUUGUCAGCAUCCGCGGAAGGGCUUGGAACCGCUCUCCCACGGAUACGGGGCUCUUACUGUGUUAUUGGCUUUAACGCAACCGACCUCUCUCUACCCCAGGCACGUAUCGUGCUCUUCUCUGCUUCAAAUCUUCCCUUGAUUCGUUUUAACAAGAGAAGGGUAUGACCCCCCACCUUGCCAAAACAGAGAAGCUGGGGGGGGGGGGGUUUAGGAAUCUCGGCUCGGCUCUUCCUAGAACCAACCAGCUCAGGUGGGCGACCCAAGACCGGGGGGGCCCUUCAGCCUGGCUCUGCUCCCCCCCUCUCCUCGCAGUGGACUCAAUGGGCAGGACUUGGACCGUCAUUGAUAUACUUGAAUGUAUUUGCUAAUUUAUUUUCCAUGCUUAUUUGCUGUAAAUUCAUGGGUAGGAAAAGCCAUGAUCCGUACGGUACUUCUCUGCCCUAACCCUCUAAAAGCCGGAAAAAAGUUGCCAAAUGAACUUACACCUUAGAUAUCUGUAAGAGAGCAGGGGGUUGGUGGUUUAAUAAACAUUUCGUGACCCAAACGUC